GAAUUCAACCCCGGACGGAACAAUUUUCGUGCGUAACCGCAUGAAAGUGCACUCUAACAGCAGUUAAUUGUAGGUUAUAUUCUUAACAGAUUUCAAUAUGCAAUUUGAAUCGAGUUAAAUGAAUUCUUAUCAAUGAUAAAGCUAGCACCAUGUAAACGAGCCUCUUGUUGCCUUGAAAAUUGAGUUAAACUAUUCGUCCAUCUAAUGAAAGUAUGAAGAAAAAACACAAGAAUUCAAAAUCAUGCUGAGUUAAAUAACAUCAAACUGUCAUUUCUAUGCAACAGCUGAUUCGACCUAACCCUAUAAUUUUUCCCUCGAUUCCACGUGUGCUCUGCAUUUCGUUAUUAUUAUCGCACAUGUCGAUUCUUUAAUUUUUUAUUUUUCGUAAGAGUAAAAAAAAUGUUAUCUGCUAGUUUAUGCAGUGAUAUUCUGGCGAUACGUUGCAUAAAUGAAUACGUAUGUAUAGGUGCAGGAAACUAUGUUGAUGUUUAUCACAGUGAGAGGAGGGAAACGGUGGCUAAACUCAAGGUGUUCGAGAAUGAUAAUAUUCAUGAUAUUGUGAAAGGACCCAGCAAUGAGUUAUUCAUUUUUGGUGGGAAGAACUUGAGUAUUUGUGAAUUUUUGAUUGACGAAAACACUGUCAAGCUCAAAUUAUACACGGUUGAACGUUUUCAUGACUGGAUUAUUGCACUUGCAUGGAAUCAUCAUGAAAACUCUACUUCAUUGAGUAUACUUUUUGCUCAUAACAGUUUAAAAUUUUAUGAAAAAAACAGCAAGAAAGCUCAUACUCUUCAGUGCCAAGAGCAAUGUAUUUUAUAUGGAGGAUCACUUUUGGCAAAAAGAGAAGAAACCAUAGUUUUUAGCGGCACUGUUUUUCAAGAAAUCUUGAUCUGGCAAGCGAAAAACAAUCUUCAGUAUUCAAACAACAUUGCUGUUCUCCAUCGUUUGAAGGGUCACAAAGGUGUAAUAUUUUCAGUAUCGUACGAUUUGGCACUCAGAACUAUUACUUCAACAUCAGAUGAUAGAACGGUCAGACUUUGGAAAAUUGAGAAACAAAAGUUUGAGGAUGGGAACGAAAUCAAUUGGAAUAAUUGCAAAAUUGAUUUAACAACAACUAUGUAUGGACACACAGCAAGAGUUUGGCGAUCAAUAAUUAGAGAAAAAAAAGUGAUAAGCAUCGGUGAAGAUUCUUUGAUGUGUAUUUGGUCUUUGGAUGGAGAGCUUUUGGACAAGAUUGAGAUCCAUAACGGCUCGGAGAUUUGGAGCAUAGAUGUGUCUGAAAAUAAUGAAAAUAUUUUCACUGGUGGAGCUGACGGAGCCGUCAAUGUUUGGCCCUUCGAGUCCCCAAUAUUCCCCCAGGAACGCUCCAUUUACACGAACGAUGAAAAAAAAAAUCCGAAAUACGUUUUUUACACUCAGUCUCGUAAUAUUCUCAUUUUCAUCGACGGAGGAUAUUUAAUCCAUUAUUGUCAAGAAUUCGGCAAGCUUAGCACAAUUUUUAAUUCAUUCAGAUUUUCCAGUUAUUCUGUUAUGCAAAUUUCUCCUGACCGCAAGAAAAUUGCAUUGGGCUCAAAGGAUGGAUAUCUGGAAAUUUACGAAGAGAUCUUCAACGAAGAAAAUUGGACGUUACGGAAAACUCUAGAAAGGAAAAUAACAGAGUCAAAAAUAUUUUCGUUACAUUGGCUGGAUAACGGAAAAAUAAUAGUUUGCGGGGAUUCUGGAAAUUUGUGGAUAAUCGAUAGGGUUGCAGAGACUGAAGAAAUGGGAUUGACUUUUAUUCUACCAGCAUGUCGCGAGCGUUGGACGACCGCAGCAAUCAUUUUCAAAAACUUUUUGGUUUGCGGUGAUCGAGCCGGCAGUAUUUAUGUCUAUAGUUUGGAUCACAGAAACCCUGAGUCCUUGCCGAAGCAAAUAUUUUCCAAAAUUCAUGGACGACUAGGUGUCCAAUCUUUUACAAUAUCGGCCAACAAACUUUUGAGUACAGGACGGGAUGGUACUCUGAGAUUUUACGAAUUUGAUGAUCAUACGCAACAACUCAAAUCGCUCCAUCCAAAGAAAAUGCCGAUGGAUUGGGUCUGUAAAGUUCUUGAGGACGGCGACGAUCUCUAUGUCAUGGGAUUCAAAGAAGUUGAGAUUAUGGUCUACAGUAUGAGUUUGAAGAGGAUCGUUAACAGAUACGCUUGCGGGGGUGGUCACAGAUCGUGGGAUUGCAAAAUCUCCAAUGGAAAAAUGAACUUUCUCUACAUAAGAGACAAGCGAGUGUACGAUGUGAAUUCGAAUCUUCGUAACACAAGCCCCCCCAUAAAAAAAGGUUUCCACACCAAAGAAAUUUACAGCGUCGAAUGUUUGAAAAUUUUGGGAGAUGACAAAAUUUUUUUAUCAGCGAGUGAAGAUUGCACUCUUCGUUUGUCUUGCAUAGUUGAAGAAAAAUCAAACAUUCAAAGGUACAGUGUCGAAACACUGGACACUUACGACAGUCAUAUAUCGAACGUGAAAUGUUUAGCAACAUUUAAUUUAGAAAAGAAUGAAAAAUUCACGAGAAGCCUUGUCGUGUCUGGAGGGGGUAGAGCCCAAUUGAAAAUUUGGGAAAUUAGAGUCAUGAACGAAGAUCGAGUGUUAACAAAUAAUUCCGUGACCUGCAGAGAGUUAUUGUCUUAUAUGUUACGUGGAACAGAUAAAGACCGUAAAAAACACGGGCGAUCUAAUGAGCCAGCAUUUUUUGUUGAUCCUGAAACUCGAUUCAUGGAUUUGAAAAUUCAAUCAUAUGAAAAUGAUCCGAAUCUCGCAAUCAUUUUCGUCGCUUGUUCCGAUGGAUACUUGCGCACUUUCGUCUACGACAUCACCAAAAAUAUUCUGCUGCUCAGUCCUUCUGUCAAUUAUUGCAAUCGUUGUACUUUAAAAAUUGAAACAUUUGUCCACGAAUCUCAAAUAAUAUUGAUGUCUAUGACGACCGAUGGAUUUGUUAGAUUCUGGCAAAUGAAUUCAACCGUUGAAAACCUCGUGGAAAACUCCAUUGAAAAAAUGAACAGAUACGACGAAGAGGCCAACGUUCCAUUUGCAAAUAUCAAAAUCCAUCAAUCUGGUAUAAAUAGCUCUGAUUUUCGCCGAAUCGAUCCUUCCACAUGGAUCUUGUUGACUGGUGGUGAUGAUAAUUUAUUAAGCCUCGUCGUCAUCGAAAUUUCGUCGAGGAAUAACAAAUUUUUUGCUAACUUGCUGACCACCUGGAAUUCAUCCUCGAUUCAUGCAGCACAAAUCACAGGUGCAAAAUUCGUCGACUGUCAUCGGAUGCUCAGCACUGGAAUAGACCAAAAAAUUUGUGUCUAUUCGUACUCAUAUGUAGAUGGUUCAUUGUCUGUUUCACAGUUGGAAGAAAAAGUUACUCUUGUGUCGGACGUACAGGGUGUAACUUUGUGCGAGUCGAACAGUGGGUUUGAUGAAAGACUGGUUUUCGUCUAUGGAAAAGGCUUCGAAGUUAUAGUCUUGACGACUGAUUCUUCAAUUUUGUAAAUUAUAUUUGUGCAAAAUACGAGAUAUGAGUUUUUUGCUGCUCAAAUAAUCUCGUUACAUCAAAGUAGUGAAACGAAGAUUUUGUAUAAAUUAGUUAUUUUUUACGAGCUGAUCAACACCAGAUUUUUGAAUAACUAACUAUUCAGAAAAUUGUCAAAGAUAAGUACAUUGUACUGCAGAUAACUUGGAAUAAAAAAAUAAAGGACAUACUA
Messenger RNA from Venturia canescens, 3719 nucleotides. Its product is annotated as WD repeat-containing protein 6. The record is from RefSeq and is a predicted model, not a curated record. The transcript has 9 exons. Bases 400 to 3507 code for a protein of 1035 amino acids. NCBI's taxonomy places the organism in Eukaryota, Metazoa, Arthropoda, Insecta, Hymenoptera, Ichneumonidae. Gene Ontology annotation, cellular component: cytoplasm. Gene Ontology annotation, molecular function: protein binding. Gene Ontology annotation, biological process: tRNA methylation.